AUGGCAUUUUACAUCUCCAGCAUCUACAGGAUAUACCUGCUCCAACCUCCUGCCUCGGUAGGCAAUCCCGGCUCCCAAACGUCAGAGUUCCUGUCCGCAUCCCAACCAUCCAGUUCAUCUACCCCUCGGCCCAACCGCCGCCGCCGCCUUUCGAGCAGCCCGGAUAACCUUGGUCCCUCAUCGGCAGGGACCGGACACCUUCCACAGAUAGCACGUGAGACUACAUCUCAGAACUACCCCAGCCAUCUUCCUGGCCGACCGGACGGCCGACCUCCUUCCCCCAAGCGCAGGCGCCUGGUAAUCAUGCGUCCCGACGGAAUAUCAACAGAAAAUGGCUUCGUAGACGCCUCGGACGAAUCACGUGCUUCGACAUCGAGGAAGACUGGCUUGAACGGGCAAGCGGCAACCAACGGGAGCUCUCAGACAAAUGGCUCUAAAACGCCAUCCCUAUCUUCUACCUACUACGGCCACAACCGGGAGGAGGUGACGCGGAUUUUGAUACAGAGUUUAUAUGAGCUGGGUUAUAAUGGGUCGGCAUCACUGUUAAGCUCGGAGAGCGGCUAUGAACUGGAAACAUCAGGGGUCGCAACGUUCCGGAGUGCGGUGUUAGGUGGACGAUGGCUAGAAGCCGAGAGAAUCCUGAUUCAAUCGUUUCGAAAUGCCGGGUCACAACAGGUCGACAGGAAAUCCCCACAAGAAGAGACCCUGGUAUUAUCAGAGGAGGCCGAUAGGAACGAGAUGCUAUUCUAUCUCCGGCAGCAGAAAUUCCUCGAGUUGCUAGAAGCGCGUGACCUAGCUGCAGCUCUCAACGUCCUUCGCCAGGAACUGACGCCCUUGAAUUUUGAUGUUGAGCGUCUACACGCCCUAUCAAGUCUCCUUAUGUGCCCAACGGAGGUCUUACAUGCCCAAACGGGAUGGAAUGGCUCCGUUAGCUCGUCUCGUGAACGACUUCUUGGCGAGCUGUCAAAAUCCAUUUCUCCUUCUGUGAUGAUCCCGCAACAUCGCCUGGCCAUCUUACUAGACCACGUCAAGCAGUCUCAGAUCAACAACUGCGUUUAUCAUAAUACCGCCGACCCUCCGUCGCUCUACUCGGACCACAUGUGUGAUCGAAACGACUUCCCAUUAGACGUCAUUGUGGACUUGACUCAGCACUCGGAUGAAGUAUGGUACUGCGAGUUCUCUCACGAUGGCUCCAAGCUUGUUACUGCAGGAAAGGACCAUAACGUGCUCAUCUAUAACACAAUCGAUUUCAGCGUUAUUCACAGGCUUACAGAACACGAGGACGGAGUUGCGUUCGCCAGUUGGAGUCCAGAUGACUCCAAACUAAUUACUUGUUCGCAAGAUAAAAAGGCACGCGUAUGGAGCGUUGAGAGCGGUCGUUGUCUGCUUACCAUCAACCACCACCGUCAACCGGUGACUGCAGCUGCCUGGGCAGCAGAUGGUGAAUCUUUUGUGACAGCCUCUCUCGACUCUGAAUCCCAACUCCGUCACUGGAGCAUGCGUGGUCAGCCUCUAUACACAUGGAAAGGCGGAUUCCGUGUACAGGACUGUGCCAUUAGCGCCGACGGACGACGUCUUGUUGCUGCCGACACAGAAGCGAAGGUUCAUGUGUACAACAUGCUUACAUACGAAGAAGACUACUGCCUUCCAGUGCCGAGCAAACCGACCUCGGUUUCUAUCAGCAAAGACUCGCGGCACGUUCUUAUAAACCUGGCUGAGCACGAUAUCCAACUAGUUGACAUGGAAACCACUGCUGUUGUCCGUCAGUUCAAGGGACAGAAACAAGGCGAGUUCGUCAUUCGCAGCACGUUCGGGGGAGCAGCUGAGAACUUUGUCGUCAGCGGAAGUGAAGACUCGAAAGUCUACAUCUGGCACAAGGAAAAUGGCAACAUCGUAGAGACUCUGGAUGGGCAUAUCUCUGGAUGCGUGAACUCCAUAUCAUGGAACCCGGCCGACCCGGGAAUGUUCGCAUCGGCAGGCGACGACAGUGCACUGGUCUCGAGAGGGCAAUCGAUCCCGUCCAGUAGGACCAGUUCAACGCAACGGGAUACCCUCAAAUGGCUUUACACGGACUAG
Messenger RNA from Penicillium mononematosum, 2076 nucleotides. Its product is annotated as WD40 repeat domain-containing protein. The record is from RefSeq and is a predicted model, not a curated record. Lineage: Eukaryota; Fungi; Ascomycota; Eurotiomycetes; Eurotiales; Aspergillaceae. The coding region runs from base 1 to 2076 and encodes 691 amino acids. Gene Ontology annotation, molecular function: protein binding. Gene Ontology annotation, cellular component: GID complex. The transcript has 7 exons. Gene Ontology annotation, biological process: proteasome-mediated ubiquitin-dependent protein catabolic process.